GAAGAACAAAAUGAGGAAGAAGGGGUCGGUAAUCGGGUAAUCGUUUCUGCUUUUUCUGUUUUCGAAAAGUGACAUUUGUAUCUUCAAGUCUGCAUUCAAUUAUGGAAUCAGAAACAAAAGCCGUAAAAAGGCACGGAAAGACUUCAGAUACCAGUAAACACCGAGAGCCUUCGGAUAGAAAGGGUCCUGUCAAAGAUUCCAAAUCCAGUGACAGGGAUGAGUCCAAGCAGACAGGCGGUAACCCAACUCAACCAAAAUUUGGGCCUAUGCCAAGAUUUCCCCAUCAGCGAGUAUGGACGAGAGCUAUAAUGAUCAUUGCUCUUUUGAUUGUUGUUUAUUUUACAUCCAAAAAUGGGAAAGAAGUACCACUUGCUCGGCAACAUGAAAUUCUUCAUCAGCGGAAACAAUUGUUGGAUUGCUCUGAAUCGUAUCAAUCUGAAGUAGAACUCUAUCCAGGUUGCGUUCCAGAGAAGUGUGGACGUCUUAUCUCAGAUAGCUUGAUAACUGUUGGAGAGGCUCAAGCCAUGCUGGAGAUAGCAAAACGAGGCCUCAACCUUGGAGGUUCUUUGGGUGGGGCCUCAAUCCUUGAUUUACAUUCUGGGGCACUAUCUGUUGGGCGUACCUUUAUAAAUAUGUACAUGACAGAGAAAGGGAAGAACAUUUACAGGAAAUCAGACUUUGAUACCUACAAACAAGUUCGCAUCAAGAUACACCGUGCGGUUGCACAGCACUUCAAAAUAUCGCCUGAUGUCUUAUACCUUACACAUCCCACAUUUUUCUCUCGGCUCACAAAUUUGCCUCCAGGUACAGAACAUGAUGAGUACUGGCAUCCUCAUGUGGAUAAGGACACCUACAAGUCGUUUCAUUACACUUCUCUUUUGUACUUGUCUGAUUAUGGUGAUGAUUUUGAUGGAGGCCGCUUUAUUUUUAUUGAUAAAGAUAAUGUGAAUUCUACUGUAGAACCUAGAAAAGGACGAGUUUCUAUGUUCACUUCAGGAAAGGAGAACACACAUUUCGUUGAACGAGUGCGCUCUGGUACAAGAUUUGCUAUGACUAUUUCAUUUACAUGUGAUCCAAAGCAUGCAAUAUCUGAUCCUAAUGGUAAAGUUAUAAAACGUGCUCCCAAGUAAAAGUCAAUUAAAAAAAUAUAUCUCUUGUUCUCGUUUGGUCAAUGAAUGUAGUGGUUAUAUGGUAUGCAUUUAUUGUAAAUUGGUAGGCAAGAAACACACCUCAAUUCCUUACAUUCCAUUGUUGCAUGCAUUGUUUAUUGGAUAAUGCUCAAUUGUUUAGUAUGUGUAAUUUUUUAAGUAUUUGUAUGUCUUUGUAUCUUGAAGCAAAUGUCUAUUUGUAACUACCAUCAUCAGACAUAUCAUUCAUUAACCUAUUUAUCUGAAUUAGCCCUUUACUAUUCUUGUUGUUUGCUCAGUAAACCAUUUUCAUCUCUUCUGCUCAGACUUUUCAGUUGUCUGAGGAAUGCAAACUAAUAUCUAGUCCUUUUCUAUGUAUUAUUAGAUUUAAUUCAUAAUACAUAUCAUUGAUCUUUCUAGAAGUUUUGUAAAUUAUGCUGAUGCCCAUUUUUGUAUCAUGUUAUCAUGUAUGUUUUUCAUUAGAUUCCUAUUUCUUAUGUUAAGAUAGUUUUCCCCCCAAUGUUCGAUACAACUAUCCCCUCUUUUUCUUACCUGUAUGUAUAAGAAAAAAUCGUGGGCACAUUAAAUGUACUGUCUCUUAUUGUGAGUUAGUUAUAAUUUUAAUAUUAAACUGAACAACCUAUUUGCUCAUUGUAAAACAUAGCAGUUUACUACUCAGCGCAGUAACAGAGCAUUGGAAUUCCCUCAUUGUGAAUGUUAUCACUCGAAUAAAUAAUGCAGCUUAGUGAUUGAGGGAGGUUUUUGUUUAACAUGUAUAGCAUGAUAACUUGAAGUUAGGCGCUGUGUAAUAUAUGUACUUAACUAUUCCAUUAUUCUCAACGGAAAUGUUGUUAAAUUCGUAAGAAAAUUAAUUUAAGGAACCGAUGCCGGUAAUGUGGAGCACUCCUAAUUCUAUCAAGUUGUGUAAAAUUAUUAAAUUCAUUUGAACGCGUGA
Frankliniella occidentalis (western flower thrips) is the source of this 2082-nucleotide messenger RNA. Its product is annotated as 2-oxoglutarate and iron-dependent oxygenase domain-containing protein 3-like. Gene Ontology annotation, molecular function: iron ion binding; oxidoreductase activity, acting on paired donors, with incorporation or reduction of molecular oxygen; L-ascorbic acid binding. The record is from RefSeq and is a predicted model, not a curated record. The transcript is spliced from 6 exons. Gene Ontology annotation, cellular component: membrane. NCBI's taxonomy places the organism in Eukaryota, Metazoa, Arthropoda, Insecta, Thysanoptera, Thripidae. The coding region runs from base 102 to 1130 and encodes 342 amino acids.